AUGCCGUCUCUAUCACCAGCGCUCGCAUCUCUUGCGAGUGUCUUCCGAAUUCCCAUGUCUCUGGCACCGGUACGCCCCUCAGUCACCCGCGCCUGCCAAGAGACCCUGACUCGACGAGCAACACAACUGGGCCCGAUUACCGCUGCCGUGCAAUCCGCGCCCUUCUCAUCGACAAGCUCUCUGGCAAAGCGUAAGGGUGCACGCCCUGGAACAGACAAGCGAAUCACCCUUAUCCGCUACUUCCUCCACCACCCCCUCACCCCGCGUCCCCUCCGCUUCUCCCGUAACCGUUUCCUCCGUCACUGGACCAUCCACCGUACCUGGCAACUCUUCCAGUCGAAGCAGCGUCAAAACCACGAACUCGAGCUGCAGCGUCAGUACCAGAGCAUGCAGUCUGCAUGUGAGGAGCUGCGCACUGGUGCGAGUGAUGGUGGCAAGCUGUUCCGGAAAUCCAUGAACAAGAAGGGCAUCUUUAAUGAUAUGUUUCCCAUUGAGUACGGGCGUAUGCAGACCGAUUAUCCACCCGCGGAGGGGUGGAAUCACGAGUGGAAGAGACCGUCAAAGAAAUAG
This is a messenger RNA of Penicillium odoratum, 570 nucleotides long. RefSeq names its product mitochondrial 54S ribosomal protein mL40. Lineage: Eukaryota; Fungi; Ascomycota; Eurotiomycetes; Eurotiales; Aspergillaceae. Gene Ontology annotation, molecular function: structural constituent of ribosome. The record is from RefSeq and is a predicted model, not a curated record. Gene Ontology annotation, biological process: mitochondrial translation. The transcript is spliced from 2 exons. Bases 1 to 570 code for a protein of 189 amino acids.